Linum tenue is the source of this 1471-nucleotide messenger RNA. The record is from the annotation of a GenBank genome assembly. Lineage: Eukaryota; Viridiplantae; Streptophyta; Magnoliopsida; Malpighiales; Linaceae.
UGCUUUUCCAAAGAGUUUUCUUUCCUGCUCGGCUGGUUUCCGCUGGAAGCCAUGGGAAUGAACUUCGAGUCAAUCCGUCAUUUCCAGGCGCUCUCUAUUGCUUAGUUUUUAACUGAAUCUGCUUCUGUGUUUUUCGUUCUCUCUGCUGGAUUUGGAAUCGUGCUGAUUUUCUUCCGGGUUAGGGUUUGUUUUGCGAGCUGUGAUUUGGGUUUCUAGGGUUUAAAUGAAAAUUUAUUGUGCGAGGUUGGGGGAGUGGCAAGUGAUGGUUUACACUUGAUCUCUGAAAAUUCAGGUAAGUACUGUUGACAAGUUCACUUUACUGAUGCUCUUCCCCCUGGCUUCUGCAACUCUUUGCGAAGAUAUUUUGUCUUUUUGUUGGAAUAGGGUUGUUGUUGGUGUGAAAUGUAUGAACUGUAACGCUCGAAAGAUUGGAACUUUGGCGCCAUGCUAAACUGAAGCCGAAGUUCUUUUCUUAAGUUAUGGGUGUGUGUGGUUGUUCUUAUGAUUGAGUUUGAUUGGUACUUGCUAAUGUAUACGUUGCUUUCAUUGGAAAUGAACCUGUUAAGCAACAGAAGGCUGGUAGAAUAGUUUGGCAUUGAUUUUCACUGCAGAAGGUUUUGAGAAACAAGAUGCAGGAACCAUGACUGGAACUUUGCCUGGCCUUUCACAAAUGAAUUACCUCUACAAUUGAAUCCAUCGCGCAACAAGUUGAGUGCAGCUGCUUGCUUUGGACCGCUGGAAUGGUUGAUGGAGUUCAGAACUUGGCAGCCUGGAACUCGUUCAUUAAUUUAUAGGUGCAGGGGAAUCGAAAUAUAUUUUGGAGUGAUGGGAAUGCAUUUGCGAGUAUGCAAGUAGGUCUCAUCAAAGCAAACCUCCCCAUUUCUCCCCACUGUCAAAGCAAUAGUGCUCCUGUGGGGUGUCUACUUCCACAAAAAUGGAGCUUAAAGCCAGCUCCCAUUCCACAGCACAAAUGCCAGCUUCUGCGACUGCAAUUGGAUUCAACAAUCAAACCCCGUGGAUUUAAAUGGAGAAAAGGGGACCCACAAUCCCAAAACUGGAAGAGAAGAAAAACGAAACCAACCUUGGGCCAGCCACAAUUGAGCUUUCCAUUGGAGAGGACAUGAAGGCCAGGGGAAACAUCCUGGACGACGACAGCUUCCCCUUUCGGCCGGUUGGAGAUGUACACCAUAGUGUUCGACGAAAUGUCCGAGAGAAUCAAGUUGAACCCGUUGUAGUGGUGUGCCUCCUUCAGUAGUCCUUCCGCAAACUCCUUAGGACUCUUGGAACUCUGUCAAAACAAACAGGAUUCGAUCACUUUGUAUUUUUUCCCCUAGAUGGAUGACAAAAUGAUCAUUCACAUCUUGUAAAUGAGAAGGAUGAAACUCAUUUUCAAUCCAAUAUCCUUAAUGUAUAUUUUUGUACACACGAUUUUUCUCAACAUCUUCCCAAUACAUCGAGUUAUUGGUGUUAG